This is a messenger RNA of Sinocyclocheilus grahami, 3035 nucleotides long. Its product is annotated as trichohyalin-like. The record is from RefSeq and is a predicted model, not a curated record. Bases 2 to 2785 code for a protein of 927 amino acids. The transcript has 5 exons. NCBI's taxonomy places the organism in Eukaryota, Metazoa, Chordata, Actinopteri, Cypriniformes, Cyprinidae. Gene Ontology annotation, molecular function: GTP binding.
CAUGUGGUUUCAGUCACAAGAUUCAAGAGAAAGAGAAGAUGAACUGAGGAUUGUGCUGCUGGGAAAAACUGGAGUUGGGAAAAGUUCAACUGGAAACACCAUCUUAGGAAGAAAAGUGUUUUUAUCAGACAUUUCUGAAAAAUCUGUUACUAAAGAGUGUCAGAAAGAGACAGCUGAAAUCAGCGGCAGACACAUUACUGUGAUCGACACUCCAGGACUGUUUGAUACUGAACUCAGUAAUGAAGAAAUCCAGAGAGAAAUCAGCAACAGCAUCUCCAUGAUCCUGCCUGGACCACAUGUGUUCAUCAUCGUGCUCAAUUUAGGACAACGAUUCACUAAAGAAGAGGCAACAGCUGUGGAGAUCAUCCAGGAGACGUUUGGUGAAAACUCAUUAAUGUUCACCAUGGUGCUCUUCACCAGAGGAGAUGAUCUGAAUGGCAAAACCAUAGAACAGUAUCUGGGAGAACCUGGAUCUGCCCUUAAAAACCUGACUGAAGCAUGUGGAAACAGAUACCAUGUGUUCAAUAAUAAAGAGACUGGAGAUCGAACACAGGUGACUGAUCUACUGCAGAAGAUAGACAACAUGGUGAAAGAGAACGGAGGGAGUUACUACUCAUGUAAGAUCUUCAGAGAGAAGGAGAGAGAAUUACAAGAACAACAGAUGAAGAUCCUGAUGGAGAAAGUGGAGCAAGUGGUCAGAGAAAGAGAAGAACUGAUGAACAAACAUAAAGAAGAGAAAAAGAAGAUGAAGAUGAAGAUCGAGGAAGAAAGACAGAAUCAUGAGAAAGAGAGAAAGAGAAGAGAAGAUGAAUUUAUUGAGAAAGAAGGACAAUAUAAAAGAGACAUUCUAGAGAGAGAGGAACAAGAGAGAAAGAUACGAGAGGAGCUGAAGAGAGAACGAGAGGAAUGGGAGAAACAGAAACAACAGGAAAGACAAAGAAGAGAAGAAGAGGAGGAGAAAUGGAGAAAGAAAGAACAGGAAAAGUGGGAUGAAUAUAAUCAGAGACUUAAAGAAGAGAGAAAGAGAAUGGAAAGAGAGAAGGAAGAUGUCCAAUACAAACAUGAAAAAGAGAAAAAGCAAAUGAAGAUGAUGAAAACAGACAUUAAAAGCAUAGACGAACAAGAGAGAAAGAUAAGAGAGGAGAUGAAGAGUGAACGAGAGGAAUGGGAGAAACAGAAACAGGAACGAGAAAGAGAAAGAGAAGAAGAAAGACAUAUAUUCAAUGAACUUUACACAGAAAGUUCUGAGGAUGAAGAAGAUUCAUCAUCAGAGUCAGGAUGUUUGAGAAUCUUGCUGUUUGGGAGGACAGGAAGUGGAAAGUCUGCAACAGGAAACAAUAUCCUUGGAAACGUUGAGUUGCACAGGGAAGCCAGUUCACAGUCGGUGACCACUGUUUGUCAGAAGAGAGUUGGUGAAGUUGAUGGUCAAUCAGUAGCUGUUAUUGAUACUCCAGGACUCUUUGACCCCUCACUGACAAAUGAACAAGUGCAGGAAGAAAUAAUGAAGUGUGUUUCACUGUCAGCACCUGGACCACAUGCGUUCAUCAUUGUGCUGAGCGUGGAAAAAAUCACUCCAGAAGAGAAAGACACUUUAGACAUGAUCAAGAUGAUCUUUGGCUCAAAAGCAGCAGAUUUCUGCAUUGUUCUCUUCACUAGAGGAGAUGAUCUGAGAGGACAAACAAUGGAGCAAUAUGUAGAGAAAAGUAAAGAUACUGAACUCAAGACACUGACCAGUGAAUGUGGAAACAGAUUCCUGGCUUUUAACAACACAGAGACACAAGAUCAGACACAAGUUACUCAGCUGUUGAAUAUGAUAGAAGAAAUGAAUCAGGGCCGAUACUUCACUAAUGAGAUGUUUGAAGAGGCAGCGAUCUCCAUUGAACAUAUAAGGGAAAUAAUAAAAGAAAAUGAAAGACAAAAUCAGUCUCAAGUUGAAGAAUUAAAAGUCAAAUAUGACAUGGAAUUUGAAAGCAUGAAAAAGAGACUGGAGGAGAAAAAACAAAAGAUACAUGAGGAAAAACAGAGGCUGCAGAACAAGUUCAGUGAACAAGAGGAACGACUCAGGAGAGAGUUUGAGGAGAAAGAAAAAUCUGAUCAGGAGAAACGAGAGACGGAGGAUCAGAAACAAUCAGAAGAAGAGAAACAGCAAAGAGCUGAAUAUGAUCAAAGAAUAGAGAAGAUGAAGAGAGAGAUUGAAGAUCUGAGAAUACAGUAUGAAAAACAGCAAAAAGAAAGGGAAGAAGAAGAUGAUAGAACGAGAGAUGAAAAAUAUAAACAAAGCCAAGAAAAGAUGAAAAAUUAUCAUGAACAUGGCAUGACAGAAGAGAGAAAACAAAAAGAGAGAGAAUACGAAGAAAAGAUAAAGGAAAUGAAAAGAUUUUAUGAGCAGCUGGAGGGAGAGAGAAAAGAGGAGAGGAAGAGAAUAAAACAAGAGGAUGAAGAGAGACGAGUGGAGAAGAGAUGGGAGAAAAUGAUGGAAGAUCUGAAACGAGAGCAAGAGGAGGAGAUCAAGAGAAGAGAAAGAGAGGAGACAGAAAGAAUAGACAGAGAAGAAAAAGAGUGUGAUGAAAUGAAACAGAAUCUUGAAGAGGAAAUAGAGAAGAUGGAGAAGAAACAUGAAGAUGAAGCCAGAGAACAAAGAGAAGAACUGAAUGAUUUCAGAAAGAGAAAAGAGCAGCACGUUCAGGAGCUCAAGGAGAGACUUGAAGAGUUUCAAAAACAACUGAAUAAAGUGAAAAGGUUAAGAAUGGACCUAGAAGAUAAAUGGACAUGUCAUGUCAUGUGAAACAUUAUUGAUCAGUAGUGAAUUUGUAGUGAAUUUGAAGGGUUUUUCUGUAUUUCUCUUUCUUUCUUCGUAUAAUCAGGGUUAUUCCCACAUGCUUCUGAAGGCUCACUGUCAUACAGAGUUUAAUCACUUACUGUACAUACAGUACCUGUCAGUUAUUAAGAGAUCAUGCAGACCUUGAUGAGGGGGUUUGAUUAGAGUUAAAGUUCUGCAGGAGCAGAUUUGAAUACAUCUGAACUAAAACGAUCAU